GUGGGGAAAAAGAAGACGGGGAAAAGGAGGGGAGGGGGCAAAAAGGAAAGCCACCGUCCGUCCUGUGCGAUCCUCCCAAGCGAACACGACCAGAUCGUGGGGAGGGUGGUGCCCUGAUGGUCGCCGCGGGGGUGGCUGCCCGCCCGCUCGCUCACUCAACUUCCAAGCUUUUCCAUCCAGCACACGCUCCCCAAAUCUCUCGCUAAUCCUGCCCCCAAAAAACACAAGCGUCGCCAUGGCUGCCGCCAAGCCCGGCCCCUGCGCGGUGGCGGAGGCUGCUGAGUCCUUGCCGCUGUCAGCGCCACGGGUCCACCACUAGACUUGCACUAGGGGCCCGCGAGAAUGCUUGCCGCCCCCACCUACUAGAGCAACUACUCACUCGAUACCGACACUAGCACCCCGCCCAAAUCACUCGAGUUGGACGGGGUUCUUGAAUUCCCCUUUAAUUGCUUUUGUUGAUUUUCUUUGUUUUGGAUGUGUGCGCUUUUCUGCGGUUUAUAAUGGUGUGAUCUUGGCAGAUGGUGUAGGGGCAGGGAAGGGGAGUGGGAGAGGAGAGGAGUUAGUGAGAGAUGGGGGCGAUUGGAGGUGACGAGAUGGUGCAAUGGGACAAGGUGGAAGGAGCUGAGGUGGUCAAUGGUGGCAGAGGUGGUGCGGGAAAGCUGGAGAAGAUACUGGUUUCUGUGCGGCUGAGACCGCUGAGCGAGAAGGAGAUUGCAAGGGGGGAUCCUGCGGAGUGGGAGUGCAUCAAUGACACUACCAUCAUUGCCCGGAGCUCCUUCCCGGACCGGCCUACUGCUCCGACUGCGUACUCAUUUGAUAGGGUAUUCCAUUCUGACUGCAAUACCAAAGAAGUAUAUGAGGAAGGGGCCAAGGAGGUUGCCCUCUCUGUAGUUAGUGGCAUUAACUCUAGUGUUUUUGCUUAUGGUCAAACAAGUAGUGGAAAGACAUACACCAUGACUGGAAUAACAGAACAUACAGUAGCAGAUAUCUAUGAUUACAUCGGCAAGCACGAGGAGAGGGUGUUUGUUUUGAAAUUCUCAGCAAUAGAAAUAUAUAAUGAAGUUGUAAGGGAUCUUCUUAGUGCAGAAAACACUUCCCUUAGACUUUGGGAUGAUGCUGAGAAGGGAACAUAUGUAGAGAACCUUAGUGAGGUGAUCUUGAGGGACUCGGACCACCUUAAGGAGCUUAUUUCUGUGUGUGAAGCUCAAAGAAGAACUGGAGAGACAUACUUAAAUGAAAACAGCUCUAGAUCACAUCAAAUACUUAAACUGACCAUAGAAAGUUCAGCUCGUGAGUUCGUGGGUAAGGACAAGUCAACAACACUUGUGGCUAGUGUGAACUUUGUUGAUUUGGCUGGAAGUGAACGUGCAUCUCAGGCAUUAUCAGCUGGUGCUAGGUUGAAGGAAGGUUGUCAUAUCAAUAGAAGUCUGCUUACCCUGGGAACUGUCAUUCGGAAACUAAGCAAGGUAAGGAAUGGGCACAUACCAUACCGGGAUUCAAAGCUGACACGCAUAUUACAGCCUUCUCUGGGAGGUAAUGCAAGAACAGCAAUUAUUUGUACUAUGAGCCCAGCCCGAAGCCAUAUGGAGCAAUCAAGAAAUACUCUGUUGUUUGCAAGUUGUGCAAAGGAAGUGGUUACAAAUGCUCAGGUUAACGUGGUCAUGUCUGAUAAAGCACUAGUCAAGCAAUUACAAAGAGAACUUGCUAGAUUGGAGAGUGAAUUGCGAUGCCCAGCUCCUUAUUCUAGUCUUGAAGCAUUGGUGAAGGAAAAAGAUAACCAAAUCCGGAAGAUGGAGAAAGAAAUUAAGGAAUUGAAGUUACAGCGCGAUCUCGCUCAAUCUAGGCUGCAAGAUUUGCUCCAGGUUGUUGGAGAUAACCAUGUUUCAAAGCACCCCCUGGCUACUGGAAGAAACUUCACUUUCGAUGUUCCUCAGCCACGUGAAGAUGAGCAAUCGACAACUGAGUCAUCAGAAGUUGUCAACAGUGACCAAAAUUUUAGGUUUCUAGGACGCCGGGCGGCACAAAGAGAUCGUAGGUCACAGCAGUCUGAAAAUAAUGUGCAGUUUGCUACCCCUCCUAGCUAUUCAGUCAGCAGUCCUCCGUUCAGUGGGAUGCCCCCAACUAACAGCAGAGAUGAUACCUCUCAGAUCUCUAAUGAAGAUUCAGAGGAUCUUUGCAAAGAAGUACGAUGUAUAGAGACCAAUGAAACAGAAGGAAAUGAAUGUGUAGACUUGUCAGCUGUGGGAAGCAAUAGUCUGCAAGAUUCGAACGUGGAUUCUAGUAUGCAUGGGAAUAAUUAUUCAAAUCCAUCUGUGAAUCCUAUACAGCAUGAUAUAUCUUCUAUUACCCUGGAGCAACAUUUAGAGAAUGUCAGAAAGCCAUUUGCCAAUCUAGUCAAAGAUAUGGUAUCCUCAACACAUGACUCGUCAACCUCAAAAGUAAUCGGCAGAAGCCGGAGCUGUAGGUCUUUGAUGGGUUCUACUUUGUUUGAAGACUUGGAGAAGGAUGAUUGCACACCUCCAAGCAGAAGUUUCAUGGAUUUCCCAGGGAGACCUGAAGGGUGUCAAAGAAGGGGAUCUGCACUAAACUUCGAUGCAGAGAAUGAAACUUUAUCAAGGGCAGGGUCAAUGCUUUCUGAAAUUACUACCACGAGGGAUGAACUCAAGGCAAACAGCUCUGUUGCCGGUGACACAGAAUUUGCUGGCAUAGGUGAAUUUGUUGCGGAGCUGAAAGAAAUGGCUCAGGACCAGUAUCAGAAGCAACGUGGUGAUCAGGGUGAGAAUGGAGAUUUAGCAGAAGGAACCAUAAGGAGCGUGGGACUGGAUCCCAUUAUGGAUGCUUUGCAAUCACCUUCUCGCUGGCCAUUGGAAUUCGAGAAGAAACAGCAAGAGAUUAUUGACCUAUGGCAUGGAUGCAAUGUUUCCUUGGUCCACAGGACUUACUUUUUCUUGCUAUUUAAAGGGGAUCCAGCUGACGCCAUUUACAUGGAAGUGGAGCUUAGGAGGCUAUCAUUUCUUAAAGAUACAUACUCCAAUAGAGGCAUGGGAAAUAAUGUGUUAGCAGGCAGCCUGAACACUUCCCUGGUUUCAAGUGCAAAGAAGUUGCAACGUGAGAGGGAGAUGCUCUGCAGGCAGAUGCAGAAGUGGCUCACGAUUCAGGAAAGGGAGAGCUUGUACGCCAAGUGGGGAGUUUCACUCUCUUCCAAGAGGAGAAGACUGCAGGUCGCUCGGCGCCUCUGGACCGAAACCAAAGACCUGGAGCAUGUCAGAGAGAGCGCGUCUCUCGUUGCCAGAUUGAUCGGGCUCCUAGAGCCAGGAAAGGCCCUGAGGGAGAUGUUUGGACUUAGCUUUGCCCCACAGCAGUUCACCCGGAGAUCCUACAAUAGUUGGAGAUAUGGGCGUUCUUCCCUGGACUGAGUGAUACUCAGAAAGUGAAGCUGACGCGAAGAGGUUGUCGUUGCCGUAGUGAUUAUAGAAGUUUAAGAACAUUUGUAGGCCCCUUAAUGUAUUUCUGUAUGAUCUGUUGUCCGCUUGGUAUUUUAAUGGAACGAGUGGUAUAUAGAUGGAUUGAUCGUUUAUUCGUUUUGUAUGGGUGACAUUUGUGUGAAACAAAGUAUUGAGGGAGGUA
Molecule: messenger RNA, 3627 nt
Organism: Phragmites australis (common reed)
Lineage: Eukaryota; Viridiplantae; Streptophyta; Magnoliopsida; Poales; Poaceae
Product: kinesin-like protein KIN-7F
Exons: 14
Coding region: 570-3416 (948 amino acids)
Biological process (GO): microtubule-based movement
Molecular function (GO): microtubule motor activity; microtubule binding; ATP binding
Source: RefSeq, a predicted model, not a curated record